Danaus chrysippus (African queen) is the source of this 1653-nucleotide messenger RNA. The record is from the annotation of a GenBank genome assembly. Lineage: Eukaryota; Metazoa; Arthropoda; Insecta; Lepidoptera; Nymphalidae.
AUGUCUGAUUUUAAAAGCUUAAUCAAGAAGCGUGCAUCAAUUAAGGCUAAGCUUACUCAGUUUGCAUCUUAUAUCAAUCUUUCAAAAUCUUGUGAAAAGUUGAGUGAAUUGCAAAUCAUUGAAAUUGAAUAUAGACUUAAUAUUUUCGAAGGCUUAUACGAAAAAUACGACACGUUACAAAAUGACUUGGAAACGUUGGCGGACGUUCCUGACGAACAAUAUACGGAGCGUGAGGAAUUCGAAAAUCAGUUCUACAACUUGGUGGCCUCUGCGCGCCAGCUGAUAAGCAGUUCUCGACAACUUCUCAAGGCCGAUGCCAACUCCGAGGUGGGUUCUUGUGCUAAUAACACACACACACACAGCCCAGUGCGUUUACCUAAGAUUGAUUUGCCAAAAUUUUCCGGUAUCUAUCAUGAUUGGUUGGAAUUUAGAGAUACUUUUAUUUCCAUAAUUCAUAAUAAUAAUAACAUUGAUAAAAUAAAUAAGUUACACUAUCUUCGAGCUUCAUUAAAGGAUAGUGCAUUGUUAGUUAUAGACAAUUUAGAUUUUAAAUCAGAUAACUACGACGCUGCCUGGCGGUUACUCUGUGAGAGGUACGACAAUAAAAGAUUACUAGUCAACAACCAUGUGCAAGCACUCUUUAAUGUGAACGCAAUCAGCAGAGAGUCCAGUAAGUGUUUACGUCAUAUUAUCGACACAACAAAUAAAAAUUUGAGAGCCCUUUCAACGCUCGAUCAACCUGUUCAGUACUGGGACACACUGGUUAUACACAUUAUGGCAUCCAAGUUAGACCAAGUAACGAGUCCUCUCGUGAAGGUGGUGGACGCCAAGGGCAACCUCCAUACUGCGAGGGUCUUACUGGAUAAUGGAAGCACGGUUAAUUUCAUUUCCGAUAACUUAAUUCAUGCUUCUGAAAAGGCUUAUGGUGCAUGUGUAUAUGUUCGCAGCGAGUCAUUAGAUGGCAGAGCUCACGUGCAUCUUCUUACUGCUAAAAGUAAGGUGGCUCCCAUCAAACCAACCACGAUGCCUCGGCUGGAACUUUGUGCUGCAUUAUUAGAUUCACGCUUAUAUACAAAGGUAUGUCAAUCAUUGACUCUACAUAUCAACGAGUCCAUAUUAGCCUUUGUUCGUCAUCGCGUUUGCAAAAUUAAAGACUCUGUCGGGACAUGUUCAUGGCGUUACGUUCCGUCUCUUGAGAACCCCGCAGACCUCGCUUCGCGCGGACCUAGAGCUGACAAGUUGUCAUCAUCUUCUUUGUGGUGGUCAGCAACAAGAGCAGUCCACCUUGAGCUUGUUUCUGACCUCACGAAAGAAGCUUUCUCAUCCGCGAUGAACCGUUUUAUUGCUCGGAGAGGAAAGCCGCAUAACGUCUUUUCUGACAACCUUACUACUUUUGUAGGUGCCUUCAACGAGCUAGCUAGCCUUCUUCCUCAAGAUUUGCAACUGAGUUCUAUUGAUACAGACCUCUCCCCUUUGACUCCUUCACACUUUCUCAUUGGGCGAUCUUUAAUCAUGCUGACAUGCUCACAGCCCACAGCUCCAACAUCUGCAACUGACAACGGAACGAACGAAAUGGCUUCGGAAGGGUUGCCGACAUCCGCACACGUAGAGGCGUCUUACGACGGGCUUUUAAUACCAUCUGCCCUCUUCUAG